Messenger RNA from Drosophila serrata, 3735 nucleotides. It is a transcript of the gene Edem2, whose product is annotated as ER degradation enhancer, mannosidase alpha-like 2. The record is from RefSeq and is a predicted model, not a curated record. Gene Ontology annotation, molecular function: mannosyl-oligosaccharide 1,2-alpha-mannosidase activity; calcium ion binding. Gene Ontology annotation, cellular component: membrane; endoplasmic reticulum. Gene Ontology annotation, biological process: carbohydrate metabolic process; endoplasmic reticulum mannose trimming; mannose trimming involved in glycoprotein ERAD pathway. Lineage: Eukaryota; Metazoa; Arthropoda; Insecta; Diptera; Drosophilidae.
CAGCCGCAGUCACACUUCCGCGGCAAGUGGUUUUUUCGUGCUAAAAUAAGGGAAACUACAGAUUUGAUAAGGAAAAUACUAUCCGAUAUUUGCCAGCAAAGCAUACUUUUCGCCUAAGUCUGCUGCACGUAAGGAUUGGGAUGCUCGGCCGAUCGGCUGGCAACGAACAACAGCAGCAUUGUCUCCGACCAGUGCUCCGAUUCGGUGCAGUCGUGGUGUUUUGCCAUUGGGGCAGAAAAAACAGCAAACGAGAUUAUAAAUAACCGCUGUGUUGUUCACUGGUGGUGCACUGUUGCUGAGGGUGAAGAAGGAUGCAAGUACCGGAGAACGAGUGCACGAAAAAGUGCUGAACGCGCCAGUACCAGCACCACAUCAUCAUCAGCUCGCCGUGCACAGCACUGCUUGCUGCGUACGACCGUCAGAAUUAAUAAAUUGGGUCGCUCGACGUUUUGUACGAAAUUAUUUGUUAGAUUGUGUUUUGGCCCAGAGAGCUAAUUAUGAGUUUGCUGAAUUAAUUAAGUGGCAGCCGAUGAUUUAAAAGUUAAAUCAAGCGGACAACGGACCCAAAGCGAAGUCAACAAAAGCGGCUCAAAGCAGAGAAGUAAAGAAGCGGACGCAACGCAACGCGAGCCAACGAAAUUGUUUCAACAGCACGUUCAAAGUGAAGGUCAACGUCACAACGGAAGGCAACGACAUCGCAGCGCCAAGUCUGGCGGCCGAAACCAAAAACAAAACCCGAAGCGAGCCACCACCAUCAUCACCAUCACCCUCAAUCGCAGUAGUCUCCGCCGCCGCUACCAGCUAGCGGAUCACAGCCCGGAGCCAAAGCGCAACCAGCAGCAGCGGCACCAUGAAUCGCUCGGCCAUGUCCAUCGCCCCCGCCCUUGCCCACGGUCAGCGGCUGCUGCUACCAACUUUUGGGGCCGCGCUGCUCAUCUUGGUGGCCUGUGUCCUAGGCACUGAGACCUCUAUGCCCACGCAGAACAUGUCCCACAAGGAACGGGCGGAACUGAGGGAAGAAGCUCGGGACAUGUUUUAUCAUGCAUAUCAUGCCUACAUGGAGAACGCUUACCCCGCCGACGAGCUGAUGCCGCUAUCCUGCAAGGGGCGCUAUCGUGGAGUGACGCCCUCUCGUGGCGACAUGGACGACAUCCUGGGAAACUUCUCCAUGACCUUGGUGGACACUCUGGACACAUUGGUGCUGCUGGGUGACUUUACAGAGUUCGAGCACGCCGUCAAGCUGGUCAUCCGCGAUGUGCAGUUCGACAGCGAUAUUAUCGUUUCCGUUUUCGAGACGAACAUUCGUAUGGUCGGUGGAUUGCUGUCAGCUCAUAUCUUGGCCGAGUAUCUACAGAAGCAUGCGGAUGUGAUGCACUGGUACAAGGGCGAGUUGCUGGAGAUGACUCGCGAGCUUGGAUAUCGCCUAUUGCCGGCGUUUAACACGUCCACAGGCAUUCCUCACGCCAGAGUUAACCUGCGCCUGGGCAUGAAGGAUCCGCAGUUGAAGAAGUCGCGGGACACCUGCACUGCGUGUGCGGGUACAAUCCUGCUGGAGUUCGCUGCUUUGUCGCGACUGACUGGCGAUCCCAUUUUCGAGCUAAGAGCCCACGCCGCAAUGGAUGCGCUAUGGAAGCUGAGGCAUCGUGGCUCUGACCUCAUGGGAACAGUGCUGAAUGUCCAUUCCGGUGACUGGGUGCGUCGUGACUCGGGCGUGGGAGCUGGAAUCGACAGCUACUACGAAUACCUGUUCAAGUCCUACGUCCUGCUGGGCGACGACAAGUACCUCGCUCGUUUCAACCGCCACUACAACGCCGUGAUGAAGUAUGUUAGCGAGGGGCCCAUGCUGUUGGAUGUGCUAAUGCAUAGGCCACACGCCAAGUCAAAGAACUUCAUGGACUCGUUGUUGGCAUUCUGGCCGGGUCUGCAGGUGCUAUCGGGCGACCUCAAGCCGGCCGUGCAGACGCAUGAGAUGCUUUAUCAGGUUAUGCAAAUGCACACCUUCAUUCCAGAAGCAUUCACUGUGGACUUUCAAAUACACUGGGGUCAGCAUCCCUUGCGCCCGGAGUUCAUAGAGUCUACGUAUUUCCUAUACCGUGCCACUGGCGACCACCACUACCUGCAGGUGGGAAAACGGGCCCUAAAGACACUUCAGCAGUACGCCAAGGUAUCGUGUGGCUACGCGGCAGUCAAUGAUGUGCGCACCGGCAAACACGAGGAUCGCAUGGACUCAUUUGUACUGUCCGAGACAAUCAAGUACCUGUUCCUGCUGUUCUCGGAUCCGCAGGAUCUGAUAAUUAACGUAGACGAAUUUGUCUUUACCACAGAAGCCCACCUGCUUCCCCUUUCCAUUGCCCAACUAGGGAAUUCCACGUUUAGCUUUCGGCAAUCGGACGAGCACAACGUCCUUGACUUCAUGCGCACCUGCCCCAGUUCCAAUAAGCUUUUUCCUGAGAAAGUACGCAAACCAUUGCGCAACUUCAUUACGGGCUCGUGCCCGCGCACCAACGGCGGAAAACGACUCAGCGCUCUGGAUUUUCAGGCAAGCAAUGCUGAUCAUCUGCGAGCUGUUUACGACAUGGGCAUCACCAUGGUUUCGGUAGGCGACCGCAGCCAAGGCAAGGUGCGACUGUUUCAUAGUUUCUAUAAUGCCAAGAGCCACGAGGAGGGCGAAAUGGGAUUGCAGUUCAUGCAAGAGAUGCUGGAGCUGACCAAGAUGCAAAGCAUGAAUCAGUUGACACAACUGCAGGCUGUGGCCUUCGCCACCGACGAGAAAACGCAAGACUGGACCGCUCUGAUGGCCGGCCCAUCACAUUUUAGCCCAGAGCUGAUAGGCGAGCAGUUUGUAGAAGGUGAAUUAGUGAUGGCGAAGCCGCUCCGUGCCUGUGAGGAGCAGUUAGAAAAUAUCGAGGAGGCUAGGGGCAAGGUCUUGGUCGCCGAGCGGGGCGAUUGCACUUUCGUGAGCAAGGCGCGCCUGGCCCAAAAGGCGGGUGCCGCUGCGCUAAUUGUCUGUGAUAAUGUGCCGGAUUCUUCCGGCGAGACGCAGCCGAUGUUCGCCAUGUCGGGCGACGGCAAUGACGAUGUCCUCAUUCCAGUUGUAUUCAUGUACAGCGUUGAGUUUAACAAGCUGUCAGCCGCAAUGGAACAGCGACGGAAACAGCCGCUGCGCGUGCGGGUCAUGCAAAUGGUGGAGUUCAAGCGCUGGCAAUUGGCCAGAGAGCAGCGACAAAAUCAGACUACAACAACGACAGCGACGGGAACGCCUCAGAAGCCAGAAAAGGAGUUGUAGUGACCCCAAGGUAGUCCGCCAAAAUAGCUCUAUAUAUUUUUUUUCAAAAUUGUUGCUACUAAUUAAACUAAUUUUGAAAUUCUUGUACUUUAAUAGACACGUAAGCAUAAGCGAAUGAAUGCCGCGCGCAGUUUAGGGAUUUUGCAUUUCGUGGUCGUAGUUCUCAGGCUAGCAAACUAGCUUCCUAGUGGCAAUCUAUUAUGUUAAGAGGGCGCCACACAACCUGAAAAAUGUUUAGAGAAAGUUUUACUUUUCCUUGUAAGUAAAACUUGUGUAAAUAAAACAUCUUAUAUCUUAGCAAUUAACGAGAAACUAAGUAAAGACUAACGUAAGAAUACAACUAGUUGUUAAUGUACCGAGUCGGGAGAAUAAGUUAAGAAAAUUUGUAGCUGAAAUUGAUUGUUCUCACAGACAGAACGAGUAUAAAAUAUAUGCAUAAACAGAGUCAA